AUGUCAUCCCCAACAACAUCUUCCUCCCUCUAUCCAAUCCAUCUAUUGAUGGAUGAACUCAAGUCUGAAGAUGUUGUCCUAAGAUUAUCAUCCAUCCGAAGGUUAUCUACUAUCGCUUUGGCAUUGGGACCUCAACGUACGAGAGAAGAACUCAUACCAUUCUUACAAGAUCAGUUGGACGACGAGGAUGAAGUUCUCUUGGUCCUCGCUGAGGAACUGGGCAAUUUCGCAGAGUACGUAGGUGGGAAUGAAUACGCUUGGGUCGUUUUGGGUCCGUUGGAGAAUCUGGCUGCGGUUGAGGAGACUUUGGUCAGAGAUAAAGCCGCCGAAUCAAUCUCCAAGCUCUCCACACUCCUCAACGCUUCACAAAUCGAAGAACACCUCUUACCCCUCCUCCAGCGACUCUCACAAGGCGAUUGGUUCACCUCUCGAACUUCCGCCUGUGCCCUGUACGCUGCUCCUUACCCUAUCGCGUCCACUGGUGUACAAGAAGAGAUGAGAAAGUUGUUCGCGGCGUUGACGACCGAUGAGACGCCCAUGGUCAGACGAGCGGCUGCCAAGGCUUUAGGACCCUUCGCCAAGUCCGUCGCAGAAGUGCCCGACCAACAUUCAAUCUUGAUCUCCGAUAUCAUCCCCCUUUAUCGAAAAUUAGCAGGUGACGACCAAGAUUCUGUCCGACUCCUCACCAUCCCCGAUUUGAUCGCUAUUGCAGCUGCACUCAACCCCGAGGAAGUCAAGGAACACAUCCUUGAACCUCUCCGAUCUAGCGUGACGGAUAAAUCAUGGAGAGUCAGAUAUAUGGUUGCGAAUGAGUUUGUCGGUCUCGCUGAGGGUGUGGGAGAAUCGAUCAUCAGAGAGGAAUUGGUCAAUGCCUUUGUAGGGUUGUUGAAGGACAAUGAAGCGGAGGUUAGAACUGCUGCUGCUGGACAGAUUCCUGGCUUUGCCAAACUUGUCGACAAAGAAGUCAUCCUUGCCAAACUUCUCCCAUGUGUACGGGAUCUCGCAACCGAUUCAAGUCAACAUGUCAGAGCUUCCUUGGCUAUGCAAAUCUCAGGAUUGGCUCCUCUACUCGGUACUGACUCGACGGUGGAAAACCUUUUACCAUUGUUCUUGCAACUGUUGAAGGAUGAUUUCAGUGAUGUUCGAUUGAACUUGAUUGGUAAACUUGAUAUGGUCAAUGAGGUUAUCGGUAUUGAACGAUUAUCCCAAGCACUCUUACCUGCCAUUAUGGAAUUGGCUGAAGACAAACAAUGGAGAGUCCGACAAGCUAUCAUUGAAUACAUCCCCUUGUUAGCCCAGCAACUGGGUGUACAGUUCUUUGACGAUAAAUUAGGUCAACUUUGCAUGUCAUGGUUGGGAGAUACCGUUUUCUCCAUCAGGGAAGCAGCCACGAUCAACUUGAAGAAAUUGACAGAUGUGUUUGGCGUGGAAUGGGCCAAAUCGACAAUUAUACCUAAAGUACUUGAGAUGGGUGAUCAUCAGAAUUAUCUGUAUAGGAUGACGACCAUCUUUGCUAUUACUACAAUGGCCCCAUCGCUCAACGUCCCAAUCAUCAGAGAUACUGUUUUGGAAUCAGCUCUGAAUCUAGCCAAUGACCCUAUCCCCAAUAUCCGAUUCAACGUCGCCAAGUGUCUCGAAACCUUGGCUGCCGUCUUGGCUACCACCCCCGAAGGACAGGAGAUCAUCUCUCGAAAAGUCAUUCCUGCUUUGAAGAAGUUGCAGGAGGAUAGUGAUGCGGAUGUGAGAUUCUUCGCUACCAAGGCUUUUGAGAGGACUGCGGGUGAUAAUGGGGAACCAAUGGGUGGGUCCGAUGACUAA
Kwoniella botswanensis is the source of this 1818-nucleotide messenger RNA. RefSeq lists its product as uncharacterized. NCBI's taxonomy places the organism in Eukaryota, Fungi, Basidiomycota, Tremellomycetes, Tremellales, Cryptococcaceae. Gene Ontology annotation, cellular component: protein phosphatase type 2A complex; cytoplasm. The transcript has 6 exons. Gene Ontology annotation, biological process: protein dephosphorylation. The record is from RefSeq and is a predicted model, not a curated record. Gene Ontology annotation, molecular function: protein binding; protein phosphatase regulator activity. Bases 1 to 1818 code for a protein of 605 amino acids.